This is a messenger RNA of Hevea brasiliensis (rubber tree), 2170 nucleotides long. RefSeq names its product putative disease resistance protein At3g14460. Bases 174 to 1358 code for a protein of 394 amino acids. Lineage: Eukaryota; Viridiplantae; Streptophyta; Magnoliopsida; Malpighiales; Euphorbiaceae. The transcript has 2 exons. The record is from RefSeq and is a predicted model, not a curated record.
UGAAAGAUCCUCUUUCCUCAUAACUUCCCUUUCUUAUCUUGCUUGCAAAGGAAAGUAACCAAGUGGACAUGGCUGUCCCAAAACGUGUGGCUUUAGCCUUCUAGUGACCCUUGCAUCGUGUGGCUUUAACCUUAGAAAUUAAGAGAAUUUCUGGGCUUGCAAGUUUAGAUGAAAUGGUUACACAGGCCUUGGUGGCACUCGAAGAUCUGGUGAUUGAUGAUUGCGGUGAACUGAUGUACUUAUGGCAUGGUUUGACUAAUUUGGACAAGCUCUCUUGUCUGAGCAAUUUGCGGAUCAGAGACUGUAGAAAGCUUGUGUCAUUGGUAACAAGAGAGGAAGGGCUUUUGCCUUGUAAUCUUGAAGUUUUGAGCUUAAGUAAUUGUGUUGAAUUAGAGAAUCUGCCAUAUAGGCUGCACAGCCUCACAUCUCUCAGAAAUUUGAGCAUCAUUUUUUGUCCAAAACUUGGGUCAUUUCCAGCUGUAGGUUUACCCUGUAGUGUUAGAAGUCUCCAUAUUCAAUUUUGUGAUUCUGUGGAGUCCGUGCCGGAGAGCAUUAUGCAAGUCAGUAAUACUGGCAAUGAGAAAACUUAUUUCGAGAAUUUGAGUUUCAGGAGAUGUCCGUCUCUUACAUCCCUUCCAGUUGGUGAAUUUCCUCAUUCAGUUAAGAGUAUUGAAUUUUGCUAUUGGACAACACAAUUAUUGGAGUCGCUUGAUGAUGGGUUCUCUCACCUCACUACAUUAGUAAUAUUCGGCUCUCCCAAGUUAGAGUCUUUCCCAGAAAGUGGAUUGGCCAUCCCCAAUCUUCGCUCUUUUUCCAUUGCAUACUGUGAGAAUUUGAAGUCACUACCUAAUCAGAUGCAAAAUCUGAAAUCUCUUGUAUCUCUAGAGGUGGUGAAUUGUGGAGGAUUGGUGUCGUUUCCAAAAGAGGGUUUGCCCUCAAACGUAAUCAAUCUUGUAAUUUGUGAAUGCAAGAAUCUGACACAGCCAGUGUCAGAGUGGAGACUUGAAAGACUCUCCUCACUUAUAGAUUUAACAAUCAUAGGUACAAGUCCUAGUACAGAUAUGGUUUCCUUUCCAGAUGAAGAGGGAAAACUGCUUCCCUCUUCCCUAACCAGUCUUUCAGUCCAACGUCUUGAGAAUCUGAAAUCCAUAUCCAGGGGUCUUCACAACCUCACCUCACUUGAAAGAUUAUGGAUAUGGGAUUGCCCUAAACUCCGAUCCUUGCCAAAAGAGGGCCUUCUUGCCACACUUGGAUUAUUGUGUAUCACAGGGUGCCCUCUUCUGCAGAAACGUUGCACAAAAAAGAAAGGAAAGUAUUGGCCCUUUAUUGCUAAUAUUCCCUAUCUUGACGUCUCUUAAAUAAAAAUCCAGAUAGGAUUCUGCCUCAAGAAACAAAGACGGUAUGAUGAAGGACGAAGGCACUCCACAAAUGAGGUUAUGGCCAUAUUUGGGAGGCCUGAAGAACUAAUGAACUGUGCAUGUCACCUUUUGGUUUCAGCAAAAGGGAAUUUGGAUUGAGCUUAGAGUUGAUGUAAACAGUUAAGAACCAAUCCAUCUAGAGUUCAACCGUUAUUGAUUUGCUUAUGUUUAGAAGUAAGCUAGUGAUUAAGCUAGAUUGGCCCCAGCCCUGGGAGAUGUCAUUGUAACCCCAAAUUGAGUAAUAUUUUACAUGGUAUAUUGUGUAGGAUUCAAGUAUUCUCUCAACAAAUAGAAUUAUGAAAUGGUUCCAUCACUUCCUUUAACAGGGGAACCUGCCUGAAUCAUCCUGGUCUGGGUAUCAGAGCUUAAAAGAAUGGAAAGGAUUUCAGGAUGGUCUGAGCUUGAAAAAUGCAGAAAAUGAGGCCGGCUCCCAGCUGCUGAGACACCUCUCAUGAGAACUUAAAGAACUUAGAUUUUUGCCAAUUAUUUUUCAAUUCAUGGGGCCACUGACAAAUGAGGUUUACAUCCAGUCUGACAGAAUUACUCUACUUUUUGCAAAAUGUCCAUGUUCAUAAUAGUUGAACUGUUGAGAAGAUUUACUAAUUAUGCUCGACUGUACAUAAGCUUAAUAUGCCUAAUUUACUAUAUAUGUGAUAUCUGAACUUCCUCAACUUAUUGUGAGUGUAUGGUUCAAAGAGAAACUAUCAUGCAUCCAUUACACGGGAAAAUGAAAGUUUUCCCCCCUUACAAUC